GUGUUUGAAGUGAAGUGAAGUUUUGCCUCUGAAGAGACCGUGUUCAUGCGACUUCACGGUAUUGUCUGCGCAGUGUUCAGUUCUUUGAAUUCCGGUGCAGUGAAGAGAGUUGUCUGCGUUUAGUGUCGUUGAAUGCAAAACAGUGAAACAUCAUAACAACUGCCUUCAGCAAGCAUAACACCAAGCAAGAAACAACAGGGAUUUACCACGGUUGAAGUCCAAGUCGUCAACUCGUCGUAGACUCUCUCUUUGAUGAUAGAGUUGGAGUUGGCGCAACACGCCAAAGUCGGCCCAGCUAAUAAUCCGCCGUGUUAGGGUCGGUGAAUUCGAGAAAUGAUGAUUUGAAGAGUAGUUUUGAACACACAUGGUGAACACACACCUCCACCAACCAGCCAAUUUUCGCUCGAAAUCCUCGAGCGGGCGUUGUUGCAACAACUUUAAGGCCUGGAGGCCGCGUAAUUGAAGAUUUGUUUGACUAUCCCCCGAAAAAACAACAACAACAACAACAAUAACCAGCUCCUCAAGCAGUUAAUCAACCAAUCGGGCUUCCGGAAAUGAUCAACCAGGCUUCAAAGAUCUAAUCUCCGUAACCUUCAUGAACCAAACGCUGCGGACGCUGUGGAACUAUGUCGUCGACAUCUUCUGGAUCUAUCUGCGAUUUAUGGUGCUAGCAGUGGUGAUAUUCUUCCUGGUUCAGUGGUACAUUCAGAACUAUGACGCCGUGGACGAUGAGACCAUCAAGAAGAACUUGGAUAAAAUUGGAGCCCAAGAAUCAAUGAAAUCGGGAAAAAGUGAACUGUGAAGAUGUUAAAAUUUGUGAAAUGUAUGAGUUGAGUGAAUAAAAAAUAAGAU
Molecule: messenger RNA, 852 nt
Organism: Culex pipiens pallens (northern house mosquito)
Lineage: Eukaryota; Metazoa; Arthropoda; Insecta; Diptera; Culicidae
Exons: 2
Coding region: 596-802 (68 amino acids)
Source: RefSeq, a predicted model, not a curated record